AUGAUCAAAUUAAAGAGUUUAAAAAUUUUACUUGUGGUGCUUUUCACUCUGCUGAAAUUCUGCUGUUGUGAGGAUUAUGGAUUUCAGUUGUUGUUCACGUCUAAUACAGAGGAAUUGGAGGAUACCGAAAUCAAAUUUGAGAGAAAACUGCCGAAAUGGUUAAAGGGUACUUUGCAGAUGUUAUUUGGUGUUCCAAUGGACCUUACUUCGAGUAUCAAAACUGUGACAAAGGAAUAUCAGACGAAUCUUGCUAUACUAACAAUUCUGUAUUUAAAUCCUGGUAUAGAGGUGAUAUUAAUAUAUUUAGGAACACGACAACUAUCUGCAGCCAUUAACUUCAACUGUGUACAACAAUCAUUAGCUGGUAUUCAACCAUAUCUAAACCAAGCCAAUUUUGGUGAAUUGGGUGUAAAUGCCACAUUUGAAGAAUGGAAAGAACAUCGCUGCAGGGAUUCUGUAAGAAAAGUCCUCUAUUUUUUAUACGCCCACAUGCACACACAGGAAAGUCAGUUAUGGGUGUGUGCGGGACUCGGAAUUAUUGAAAAAAUGCCCGGAAACAAGAUCAAUCUAUCUCGAGUAUUUCAGGAUCAUCCAUCCCAGGGCAUGUGGUGA
Molecule: messenger RNA, 612 nt
Organism: Lottia gigantea (owl limpet)
Lineage: Eukaryota; Metazoa; Mollusca; Gastropoda; Lottiidae
Exons: 6
Coding region: 1-612 (203 amino acids)
Source: RefSeq, a predicted model, not a curated record